Ostreobium quekettii is the source of this 831-nucleotide messenger RNA. NCBI's taxonomy places the organism in Eukaryota, Viridiplantae, Chlorophyta, Ulvophyceae, Bryopsidales, Ostreobiaceae. The record is from the annotation of a GenBank genome assembly.
AUGAAGGCCGGCCCCUCCGCGCCGGGGGAGGCACAGGGCGGCCAGCCGCGGGGCGAAGCGCCGUCGUGGCUGGUGUUCAAGAAGCGGGGCGGGAGUGUUGACCUGGCGCUGAGCUGCAGCUACGAGGAGCGGCGCAGGGCCGACGGCGACGGCGGCUGCAUCGCCAGGUCGUCGGCGGAGCCGGGGGAUGCGCUGCAGAGCCCGUGGAAGAAGACCUUCAUCGCGCCGAACUCACGGAAAGGGUGGCUGAGGGGCGAGAGCGCCAGAGAGCUGUCUGUUCCUCCACCCUUGGCCAGCAUAUCGGAGCCGAUUGGAGGUAGUUUCACAACUCGCCAUCAACAUGGAUGGGUGCACAUGCGAAUGAGCAGACUUUUGGCAAGAUGGGGAGUUGAUGAUGCGCCUAAGGUCCCACUUGUGCCACGCUGGAGUUCAACCAGGCUGGUGCCAAACAAAGAAGCCUAUUUUGAGGAGGACAUUGAUGAUGUGGCUUGCUGCCCACCAUCGCCUGUGGGCGAGGACUCCGAGGAGGGCUGUGGAUCUGAUGCCCACUUCCGGGAUCAAAAGCUGUGCAAGCGAUGCCAGAGGGAGGUUGAGAAGGAAAACGUCCGCGUUCGAUUGCGGGUGGACUGUGAGGGCCGUGUGCAUGUGCGCCUUCAGGUGAUGCGGGCUAGGGGCUGGGACUCGGAUACGUUCGCACAAAUGAUACCACAAUACUCGUCAGGCCAGGGCCUUGCCGCUGUGCCAACCAUGGAGAAGAAGGCGGGGCUGGCUGGCUGGAGUUGUUUCACACAGUGUUUUUCAGUCUGUGCAGAGCCACAAGUACAGGUGUGA